GCCAGGGGAGGUGCCUGCAUUGGGAUUGUCUGCAUCCCAGAGUUUGCAGGGACCGAGGGUGGGGCCUACCUCCUAAGAUCCAGAUGUGGGCCAGCAGGAAGACAGAGCCAGCAAGAAGUCACCUAGAUCCUGCCUAAGAGAGCCAGCUGCAUGGGUCUGGGAUAUCCGCUAUUAACCAUCCAGGAAGGAUCCUUCUUGUGCAAAGGUGCUGCCCAGGUCCUCCAGAGCUACAAUGGAGGAGGAAGCUGGGGGGGCGCCGGCGCUGCACAGGUCUACUGCCUCCAAGAACUUCCACUUUUAUCACAUGGAUCUGUAUGACUCUGAAGACAGACUGCAUAUCUUCCCAGAAGAAACCACUCGGAUGAGAAGAGAAGUAGUCCAAGCUGAAAUGACCAGUGAGCCAAGAGGGGCAGUGAAAGGUAAGCCUCAAAGAGAACUUGAAGAGGAAGUGGAUGAACUUGUCCAUUUAUAUGGACUUGAAGUUGAUCACGAAUUAGGGGAUGAGUUUGUUGAUGAAAACAUGCCCAGAAUAGAGGUUUCAGAAUAUCCUCCUUAUGAGAUGAUGAGGAGAGAACCAGCCGGGGAGCAGAGAGACUGGAGACUUAGUGGAGAGGCAGCUGAGGCAGAGGACCCAGGCUUCGGAAGGUGGGGCUCGGCAGGCCAGUGCCAGGACUUGCGGGAAGCCUAUAGGUACACACAUGGCCGUGCCAGUGAGGAGUAUGAAUGCUACGUCAUCCCAGAGGAGGAGGAUGAGGAAGAAGCUGCUGACGUCUUCUGCAUCACUUGCAAAACUCCAGUAAGAGCUUUGGAGAAGGUUUUUGAUGAACACAAAGAGCAUGAGGUGACCCCACUCAAUAAAGCACUGGAAAUCGCCAAGGAUGAAAUUCACAAAAAUAUGUACAAAUUGGAAAAGCAGAUUAUCGAGAUGGAAAAUUUUGCAAGUCACUUAGAGGAGGUUUUCAUCACUGUGGAGGAGAAUUUUGGAAGACAAGAACAAAACUUUGAGUCACAUUACAAUGAGAUCUUGGAAACACUUGCUCAAAAAUAUGAAGAAAAAAUACAAGCUCUAGGGGAGAAAAAGAAAGAGAAGCUGGAAGCCUUGUAUGGACAACUGGUCAUCUGUGGAGAAAACCUUGAUACCUGUAAAGAACUGAUGGAAACAGUAGAGGAGAUGUGUCAUGAAGAGAAGGUUGAUUUCAUCAAGGAUGCUGUGGCUAUGGCUGACAGACUUGGAAAAUUCCUGAAAACAAAAACAGACAUAGAAAUCUCUGCGCAGCAUGACUUUGAAGACCAGACCUUGGACUUCUCGGAUGUGGAGCAGCUGAUGGGCGCCAUUAACACCAUCCCAGCUCCUUCUGCUCCAGUGAUAAACCCGCAGGCUCCCAACUCAGCCACGGGUUCCUCUGUCCGGGUGUGCUGGAGCUUGUACUCCGAUGACACAGUGGAGAGCUAUCAGCUGUCCUACCGGCCAGUGCAGGACGGCUCUCCUGGGAAGGACCAAGCAGAGUUUAUAAUGACCGUCAAAGAAACAUACUGCUCAGUGACAAACCUUGUGCCAAAUACCCAGUAUGAAUUUUGGGUCACAGCUCAGAACAGGACUGGCCUCAGCCCUGCCAGUGAGCGUGCGGUGUACAUGACAGCACCUUCUCCCCCCAUCAUAAAAAGCAAAGAGAUAAGGAGCUGUGAAGAGGCUGCGCUGAUUUGCUGGGAGUGUGGGAACCUGAAUCCUGUGGACUCGUACACAGUGGAGCUGAGCCAAGCAGCAACGCCAGAAGCCUCGGGGGUCACCGAGUCUGUUGUGGGCAUCCCGACCUGCGAGGCCCUGGUGCAGCUGCAGCCCCGGCAGAGAUACAUGAUCUACGUGCGAGCCCUCAACGUGGGGGGCCCCAGUGCAAGGAGCGAGCCUGCUACCGUCCACACCACAGGCAGCUACUUCCACCUCAACAAGCACACCUGUCACCCCUGGCUGACCAUUUCUGAGGAUGGGCUCACAGUUGUACGAAGCGAAAAGAAAACCUCUGCAGGGGAGCCGUUCCCCAGCAACACCCGGUUUACCAGGUGUGUUGCUGUCAUGGGAAAUCUAAUUCCAGUCCGAGGGCGCCAUUACUGGGAGGUAGAGGUGGACGAGUGUUUGGACUACACGGUGGGCGUGGCCUUUGAAGAUGUCCCUAAACAGAAGGACCUGGGAGCAGACUGCUUCUCCUGGUGCCUGAGGCACACAUUUGCGUCAUCAAGGCAUAAGUAUGAAUUUCUACACAACAAGACGACUCCAGAUAUAAGAAUAACAGUUUUCCCAAGGAAGCUUGGCAUUCUAUUAGACUAUGAAAAUUCAAAAUUGUCAUUUUUCAAUGUGGACAUUUCUCAGCAUCUAUACACAUUUGGUUGUCAGUUUCGCCAAUUUGUGCAUCCCUGUUUUUCUCUGGAAAAGCCCGGAUGUCUAAAGAUACAUAAUGGAGUUUCAAUGCCAAAGCACGUCACUUUCUAUUAGACCUAUCUGAUGGCCAGCUUCCUGUCUCUCUUCUGCGUCUACGCCUCUCCCAGCCACUCACACCUCAGCUGGCUGAACUCGGCAUUCAAGACCACGUGUCCAGCACAAUUUGUGGCUCAUGUUAUUAUCUGGCAGACUGGUGUGCUGGCACUGAUUUCACCUGACCUGGAUUGUAGUCCUGUGCACUGCCACCUGUGUGAUGAUAGGUUAGUCAUUACCAGGCCUAGCUGUAAAAUGAGGGCUCAGACUAAAUGAACUCAAAGGUCUUUCAAGUUAUCAAAUUAUAUUGGUCUAUUUGUGUACAUGCAAGGUAUCUGAGUUUCCAAGGCUUUCAGAGCUUGGGGGAUGGGGAGGGAAGAGAUACAACAGUGUUAGUGGCUCCAGCAGCCCCAGCACACUCGUGACAUUUCAGCCAAGAACAGACUUGAGAAGGCAAGAGUCUAUCCACAAAGAGAAGCACGGAAGCCCUGUGCCCUUCUCCUCUCCUGUUUUCCCAGUAGUCAGCGGCACUGUGAUGAGUUUCUCCCACUGUACACCCUUUGCAACAACCUGUUCCUCUCCCUCAUAGUACUCACCCCACUCUAAUUUUGAAAUGGCCUUUAUAAGGCCUAAUUCCAUGAAGGCAGGACAGUGUCUGUCUUGUUCAUCAGUUCCCAAGGGCUAACACAUAACAGGUGUACACCAAAUAUCUGCUGAAUAAACGAGUUUCUUCUUCAUCCAA
Molecule: messenger RNA, 3209 nt
Organism: Ceratotherium simum simum (southern white rhinoceros)
Lineage: Eukaryota; Metazoa; Chordata; Mammalia; Perissodactyla; Rhinocerotidae
Gene: FSD2
Product: fibronectin type III and SPRY domain containing 2
Molecular function (GO): protein binding
Source: RefSeq, a predicted model, not a curated record